CCAGGGUGCUGGUGGGAAGACGUGCCCAGAGUGCCCCUGUUGCCAAAGAGACGCCCCCAAGACCGCGGAUCGCCGUUAUCCGUGGCCAUUGUGGCGAAGGCGGCCCGGCUGGCUGGCGGGCCCUCCGCCGACCCAGAGCGCCCCAUAUUGCCAAAGAGACACUCCCAAGACCGCGGAUCCCCGUUAUUCGUGGCCAUUUUGGCGAAGGCGGCCCGGCUGGCUGGCGGGCCCUCCGCCGACCCCCGCUGGCCCCGGGCCCUGCGCGGGGCACAUGCGGCGAUGGGCUUGCGUGGGCGCCGCGUGGGCCGCGGCGCUGCUGCCAGACGCCGUCGGCGAGCUGAGCCUGGCCACGCUCCGGCACUCCAACCUGGCAGGCCUCGGCCCGGACGUCGGCGCGCCGCACGAGAUCCGCUACGGCGACGCGGCGCGCUCCGCGGUGGGGAAGCAUCUCGACCUGGUGAUCGUCGCGAGGGAGGGCGACUACACGCCCUUCAACGCGAGCGAGAACACCAACGGCGGCCGCGGGAGCCAGGUCGGCAGCAUCAGCCACCGGUGCGGCAGGAGGUCAAGAUCCAGCCUGGUGUUCCGGCUCGUGGGCGCCAACGAGUCGGCCUCGGCGGCGCCAGAGGUCGCGGACGACUUCCUCGUGACGUUCUUCAUCGUGGACAAGAGGAUGCAGUUGCAGCUGCACGGGUUCGAUGACUUCUUCUUGAGCGACGGCUCCCAGCUGAAGUUCAGGCGCAUCAGCCGCGGGGGCGUCUGGGUCAACCCCGGAGGGUUCACCACCGAGCUGCUGCCCGCUGAUGCAUUUCACGAUCCCGGGAACUUGACGCGGGUGGAGCAGGACUUCGCCGUGACGCUCCUCUUCAGAAACACGUCAGAAUUCCGCGUGGAGGUUGCCGUCACCGGACCGCACAAGGGCAAGGGCGUCGACCUGGUCUUCGCGGGCGCCCCCCUGCAGCUCUUUUGCCCCGCCGGCUCGGGGCACCGCCCGGAGGCCCGGAACUCCACCGCCGAGCUCGCCACGAGGGUGCAGAGGGGCUGCUGCUCGUUCUGGAGCAGGGCGGACUCCUGGCCGCUCGGCGCCCGGCGGAGCUGCUGCCACGCGAGGCCGGGCACCUGCGAGCGGCUGGGUGCCGUGGGACCACCGCCGGCAGGCCGCAGCACCAGCACGGCCACGAGCCCGUGGAGCUCGAGCGCGGCCAGCCUGGCCAGCACGACCACGGCCAGCCCCGUGGCGGCGAGCCCGACCAGCUCCAGCGAGACGGCAGCGACGACUUCGACCGCAACGAAGCAGAUAACGACCUCUGCGGUAUCGAGCUCGACUUCUCCCGCGGUGGAGCUCCGCAGCAGCGAGCUCGACAUUCCGCUGCAGGCUUGCAUGGACAGGCUCAGGGAGUUGGAGGCGAGGUGGACGGCCGCCAAGAAGAUGUGGUCGGGCGACAAGGCGCACUGGUGCUGCAAGCACCACGGCGUCGGCUGCUCAUCGACCACCGUCGCCGUGAGCACACUUGCGAGCACCGCAGCGUCUACGAGCACAGCCACGGGCACCAUGGUCGACCACCACCACCUCGGCUCGGCCUCGAGCGGGUCGCCUGGUUGCCGAGUCGAGUGCGAGCGGGCAGGCAUCACGGCUACGUGCGGCGAUUGGGCCAGGUGGGCUGGGCAGCACCACCGUUCGGGGCGGGAGAACGUCAGCGCCUGCGCAGCAGCACACCCGCUGGUCGUCAAGCACUGCCCCGAGUGCGCGAGCUGCACGGCCGCGGACGCCUGCCGCGGUGCGGCGGAAACAACAACGACCGCCGCCACGACAGCCACCGUGACCUCGGCCGAGGCGGACGCCAGCGAAGGAACCGGUGCUUGCGCCGGAUGGCGGGCAGGGCGCCAGCAGCGAUGUUGCGAGCAGAGGAGCAUCGGCUGCCUGAGCCGCAAGGAGGUGCUGGACAGCUGCGCCCACGGCUUGCAGAGGGAGGCGAGCUUCAUGACGCCUGCGCGCAGGCAGUUCUGCUGCAGGCACCUCCCGAGUCCAGGCUGCCCUCGCGAGGCCAUGGACAUGGUCCUGCCCGUGUCGCUGGAGGAGUGCAGGCCCACGAACGACACGUCCUCGGCAGAUCGGUCGGAGGUUCUCGAGGACUGGUGCUGCCUCCACGAGAGCCUGCGGUGCGGCGCGGCGGACGCCGACGAAAGCAUCGGCCUGCCCUCGCGGCCGGGCAGCACCACGACUACGACCCGCACCGGCACCACCACGACCCGUACGGGCACGACCAGCACGGCGACCAGCAAGCGCGCGGUCGCAGUGCGGACGAGCUGGCCCUCUGCCUCCAGGGCGCGCACCGGCCCCGGCAAGGCGGCGGCGCUCUUCGACUGCGACAUCGGCCUCGAGGACUGGGCGAACAGGUGGUCUCUCAGCAAGCUGCGCUGGUGCUGCUCCCUCGGCGACGCGCUGGUGCACGCCCGGCUGAGCAGGGACAGCGCCUGCAUCGAGACCCUCCAGGAGUACGGCGGCGCGGGCUGGCCCGCCAGAGGCGAGCACCGCCCCGCUCAGAGCCUGCCGUGGCCGAGCAGAGUCGCAGGCGCCCUCUGCGUCGGCCUGGCCGUGCUCUUCGCGCCGCUGGCCCUGCGGCCGCCGCUCGCAGCCCGCCUCCGGGCGCCGCGCGCGGCGCUGGACGCCGCGGGCGGCGGCGGGCGGUGGCCCUGGAGGAGCGCCGAGGCGCACGCCUAUCUGGCGGUGCCCCACGCCGAGUGGCUGGAGGGCCCGACGGGAUGACGAUUCCGGUCCCGCCACCUGCACUGUGUAGGAUGUGGGCGUCCGUCGGCCACGCGCAGAGGGGCAUAGGGGGAGGGCUUCCCCUGCUUUUUAGAAGGCGUGGGCCUUGUCUGUAGAUGUGAGGCCGGCGCCUUCUAAGGAGCAGCAUCCUUGCAAGAAGCCUUCUCCCCCUCCCCCUACCCCCUUGUGCGCGCCGCCAAGUCCAGGGUGCACGGUCGGGAUCCUCGACCGCAUGCUCCAGGGGCCGCGGGCCGCAGGUCCCGAGCGCCUGGUGACCCGACGGGGCCAAGCAGACAAUGCACGAGAGUGAACUUUGCGCGGCGCAGGCGCGAAACUGCACCGCUCCCGCGCAUGUGUUCCGCUCCCGCCUCCGCCGCGGCGGGCGGCCCGGCAAAGGACCGCGCGGCGGACAACAGAAGCCCGCUCGUCCCCGUGCUGCUCCCGAGCCCCAGAUCUUGUUCCUUCCACCCCUUCCCUCCACUGUCCCACCUCCC
Molecule: messenger RNA, 3261 nt
Organism: Prorocentrum cordatum
Lineage: Eukaryota; Dinophyceae; Prorocentrales; Prorocentraceae
Source: the annotation of a GenBank genome assembly